Molecule: messenger RNA, 1773 nt
Organism: Colletotrichum abscissum
Lineage: Eukaryota; Fungi; Ascomycota; Sordariomycetes; Glomerellales; Glomerellaceae
Product: transcription factor PAP1
Exons: 2
Coding region: 1-1773 (590 amino acids)
Biological process (GO): regulation of DNA-templated transcription
Cellular component (GO): RNA polymerase II transcription regulator complex
Molecular function (GO): transcription cis-regulatory region binding; DNA-binding transcription activator activity, RNA polymerase II-specific
Source: RefSeq, a predicted model, not a curated record
AUGGCUUCCACUACCAACAGUGGUUUCCCAACCAACUUUAUCUUGACCCCGCAGCAGCAGAGCCUGCUCUACGCCGCUCUCAACUCCAACAAGCAGCAGCUCGCGAACCAGUCUCCCACCACCAAGGAUAACUCAAUGUCGCCUUCCUCUUAUCAGACAUCGCCGGCGCAGGGCGCCGCCGCCACCGGUUUCCAAGAGAGUCCCCACCUCGACAACUACGACUACGACUUUGGUGACUCGAGCUUCGACUUUGAUGUCAGCACCGUGGGCCAGGCCAAGAUGAUCGGCGACAUCCCUGGUGGCGCUCAAUCGGCCAAGUCAACCAAGUCCGACUCGACUGAGAAUGAUGGAAACGACAAGAGAUCUCACCCUGACGACGACGAAGAUGAGGAUUCUCCAGGCAACGACGCAAAGAGACGCGAGGGUAGCGAGAAGGCUCCCAAGAAGCCCGGCCGUAAGCCGCUUACUUCCGAGCCGACCUCAGCACAGAACCGCGCUGCGCAGCGGGCAUUCCGUGAGCGCAAGGAGAAGCACCUGAAGGAUCUCGAGACAAAGGUCGAAGAGCUUGAGAAGGCGUCCAAGGACGUUAACAGCGAAAACAGCCAACUCAAGGCAAAGAUCGACCGCAUGACUUCUGAGCUCAACGAGUACAAGACAAAGAUUGCGGCCAUGAGCACCCGCUCAGUCUCCCACAGCAAGUCCCCCAUGGGCUUUGGAAACUCUGCCAUUGGCAACCUCAGCGACGUCAACUUUCAAUUCGAAUUCCCCAAGUUUGGUGUCUUGCCCGGCUCUCAAAUGCCCACCAAGCCGGCGCAGCCCGCAAGAUCCUCCUCAUCGCCUCUGCAAAUGAACGGAAGCAACCCCGUCAGCCCUCUCAACCACACCAAGGACAACAGCCCUGGUAUUAUUGCAGGGCUUGACUUUGGUACCAAGGACGACCUGGCCAACUUCACUUCUCUCUUCAGCCCUUCGCUUGCCAAUGGGUCAUUGGGCACCAACACAUCGCGCGCCAGUGUCGACUCUGGUUCUUACACCAUGAACAAUGGCACAUCGACAAGUUCACCAUCAGCGUCAUCCCAGUCAAAUGGAGGCCCCAGCUCGUCUUGUGGAACUUCCCCUGAGCCCUUCACCCAGUCACCUAUGGGCUUCAAGCCUGUUGAUACCAUGACCACCAUUGGAGAGGAGUCAACUGCACAGCAGUCAUUGUUUGCCGGUAUUGACACAAACAAUUUUGACUGGCUUGCCCAGCAGAAUGGCGGUCAAUUUGAUCCCCAGCUCUUUGGCGGAUACCGCGAACCGCAAGAAAACAUUCUCGCCGCAACUACGUUUGAUGAAAGCUUCUUCAAUGACGCUCUCGAUGCCGACUUCAUUACACCAUACAACAUGGCCCCCAGCCCCAACGUUCCCAAGAAGAAUCUCAUCGAUCAAAUCGACGCUGCCAAGAAUGCAGACGAUGAUGUGGUUAAGGAGGCUGUCAAGGCCGAGAAUUACAACUGCAACAAGAUUUGGUACGUUACACCCCUGCCAGGCGGCAAUUACGAAUCCGACACUGACAACUUUAACAGGGAGAAGCUUCAAACCUGCCCCAGUGUGCAGGCUGGCGAGUUCGACCUCGACGGCCUGUGCUCCGAGUUGCAGAAGAAGGCCAAGUGUUCAGGUCAAGGUCCUGUGGUUUCCGAAACAGACUUCCAGACUGUCGUCAAUAAGUGGAUGGGCAAGGACGCCGCCGCCUGCUUCUCGAACCAGGAGAAGAAUACCCAGGCAAAGGCCUAA